This is a messenger RNA of Panonychus citri (citrus red mite), 3169 nucleotides long. Its product is annotated as terminal nucleotidyltransferase 4B-like. The transcript has 3 exons. Gene Ontology annotation, molecular function: mRNA binding; poly(A) RNA polymerase activity. NCBI's taxonomy places the organism in Eukaryota, Metazoa, Arthropoda, Arachnida, Trombidiformes, Tetranychidae. Gene Ontology annotation, cellular component: nucleolus; TRAMP complex. Gene Ontology annotation, biological process: RNA 3'-end processing. The record is from RefSeq and is a predicted model, not a curated record. The coding region runs from base 614 to 2188 and encodes 524 amino acids.
UGAGUGUGUUUCUCUCUUUUAUGUGAUUUAAAUUAAUUAUUGUUCAUCUUCCAAAAUUCAUCUUCAUCUCCAUUUAAUGCUCCAGAACAAUUCAUUUACUUCAAUUAAACUGUUCGGUGUAACCGGUGUAACCUUAUAAUCACAUUUAAAAGGGAGAGAGAAAAAUCCAGUUAUAUAUUUGGUCAAAUCAAUUCAAAUUAGAAGUUUUUAUUGUUUGAUAUUAUAUCUCCCUCUUCUCUCUCUCUCUCUUCUCCUUUACUCAUCAUCACCAUCUCUCUCUCUCCCUCUCAUCACUCUUUCUACUUCUCUUACUAUCUCUUUCUCCUUUUCUCUUUCUAUUUUCACCUCACAUUUUCCAUUUCGCUCUUUUCACUUUUUUUCUCUUCUCUUUUUUCUCUCUGUCGCUUGUUGUUCCAUCUUCAAUCUAUCGUUGCCUCUCUUUCCUUUCUCUUUCUUUUCUCUCUCUCUCUCUCUUUCACAAACAACCACACACACUUCACACAUACACACACACUUUUUUUUUCCUGUUUCUGUUUCUCUUUCCUUCUCUCUUUCUCUUUCUCUCUCUUUCUGAUCAACCACUUUCCCCCUUCACUGUUUGUGCAUAGUUGUGAUGAAUUGUAACUGCAAUUGUAUUUUCAAAUUGUACCAACCUUGUCCAAAUGGUGUUUGUUUCUCUCUUCCAACAGAUCAAAAUAUGAACGUAAUACGAAAAUACGGUGGUACCCCAUGGAGACGUAAUGAUAGACUUUAUUCACCUGGGGUAAUUGGUUUACAUGAAGAAAUUCUCGAUUUUUAUGAAUAUAUGUCACCAACCAUGGAAGAACAUUGUAUGAGAUGUCAAGUGGUUGAAUCAAUUAAAAAAGUAAUCAAAAAAUUAUGGCCGGCGGCUAAAGUAGAUGUAUUUGGUUCGUUUAAAACUGGUCUCUAUUUACCUACAAGUGAUAUCGAUUUAGUGGUUAUCGGUGAUUGGCCGACAUUACCCUUACAUACCUUAGAAAAAGCUCUUCUCGAUGCGGGUCUCGUGGAAUCUGAUUCAAUUAAGGUGUUGGACAAAGCAUCAGUGCCAAUUAUCAAACUCGUUGAUAAAAAUUCUCAAAUCCAAGUAGACAUCAGCUUUAAUACUCUCAAUGGGAUCGAAAGUGCCAAGUUAAUUAAGAAAUUCAAGAUAGAUUUUCCACAUUUGGCCAAACUAUUUUUGGUCGUGAAACAAUUUCUAGUGCAACGAGACCUGAAUGAAGUGUUCAAAGGUGGUAUCUCAUCUUAUUCCCUGAUCUUAAUGGUUGUCAGCUUUUUGCAGCUUCAUCCUCGCCAAGAUGCUGUCUCACCGACAUCCAAUUUGGGUGUACUUUUAUUGGAAUUUUUCGAAUUUUAUGGUCUUCUAUUUAAUUAUAAAGCAGUUGGUAUAAGAAUUAAAGACGGUGGGUCAUAUAUUCCAAAAUCAGAGAUCCAACAACAAAUGAUGGAAACAGGAUGUCGACCCUCUUUCCUCUGCAUUGAAGAUCCUCUUGAUCCAACAAAUGACAUUGGUCGAAGCUCAUAUGGUGCGGUUCAUGUCCAAGAAGCCUUUGAAUACGCCUACCUCAGUCUAAACAAAGCAUGUGGUCCAACCAGCUCAAUUGUAGAUCAAUCAAAAAGUUUAUUAGGUCGGAUAAUAAGAGUCUCAGAUGAAGUGGUUGAUAUGAGGCUAAGAGUCAAAGAAAAAUUUCCAUCGCCUCCUCCUCCUCUUUCACUUCAUCAUCACAAUUUAAAUCACAACCACCACCAUAACCACCAUCACCUUCCUCACAUAAAAAAACCUUUAGUUAAAAAUUAUGGACCUUUUUGUGAAAAUUUCAACGAUAGUGCGAUCUCAUUAGCUGAAUCAUUUGACGAAGAUGGUAUCACCAGUUCGUCAGCUUCUUCAAUCGCAUCUAGCGAAAAUUUUAUAAACAAUUCUUUAAAAAUAAAGUCGAUAAAAGCUUACAACUCGAGUCAUCAGGGUCACCGUGAAGUGUCAUCGCAUGUAAACGCCAUUCCACCAAAGUCCAACUACUCUGGAAAUCCCUGCAAUCAAAACUGGAGGCAUCCCGUUAGUUUUCCUUACCAACAACCAAAAUACCGUUCGAAUUCUGGAAAAAGGAAGAAGAUGCAUCCAUCAACAGCUACAUUAAUAUCACCAACACCAAGUUGUGCAAGAGAAACGUAGCAUUUCAACAAACAAACAAACACACACACACACACACAACCACCAUCAACAGCGGCAACUGCAGCUCAAACAAGAAAAAGAUAUCAGUAGUUUGAAAUGAUGAUUAUAACGCCAAAAAGUCAAGUAUCUACACUGCAACCAGAAAAAAAAACACAAAAAAAAAUAAAAAAGCAAAGUGAUCAAGUUCGAGAUGUGCAAACAACAACAAAAAAUAUUGCAGAGAAUCUCUUGUAUACAAAAUUUAUUCUCUCUCUUUCUAUCUAUCUUUCUUCCGUCUCUAUUUAUCUCCUAUUUUCUUCUUCUUUUCCCUUUUUGUCGAUCUAAAUGUUCACACUCACACUCUAUUUCUCUUCUCUCAAUCUACUCUAUCUUUUUCCUACUAUCCUGAUAUUUUUUCUUAUACAUUUAAAGGGAAAAGUACAAAAAAAAAUCAACAGAAAAACACAAAAAAAAAGAUACAAGAAGAAAAAGGGGAAAUUGUUCCAAGUCAAAGUUAAAUCAAGAAAAAUUAACAAUAAAAGGCUUAUGCCAAUCAUUUUUGUCACAGUAACUGUAACAAUCAUAAUGCCACAAUAAUGCAACACCUACAACUCUGAAAACAAUUAGCGCUAAUCGCUGAUAAUUGUGAUCAUUUUGUUGUUCUCUCUUUGUUGUAACCAACUUAUGAUUGUCCAAGUAACAGUUAAUAUUUUUUUCCAAUUGUAAUUGUUAUGUAUUCACUUAAUUUCUAAAUCAUAUGUUUGUCUUUUCUCUCUCUCUCUCUCUUUCUCUCUUUCUCUCUCUCUUACCGAACUAAACAACACUCACAUUAUUUACAUUGAAUCAAAAUGAAUUGAAACAAUUAACUUGGAGAGAUGAUCAAUUAAUUACCUGUAGAGAGAUGAUGCUAAUCACCUGGUGAUUUACAAUAAUAAUAAUAACAAUUAAUGAUUGAUUAGUAAAAGACAAAAGAGACAAAAAUAAAUUUUUCUUCAAAUCAUU